Molecule: messenger RNA, 3095 nt
Organism: Sorex araneus (European shrew)
Lineage: Eukaryota; Metazoa; Chordata; Mammalia; Eulipotyphla; Soricidae
Gene: RCAN3
Product: RCAN family member 3
Exons: 5
Coding region: 347-1078 (243 amino acids)
Biological process (GO): calcium-mediated signaling
Cellular component (GO): nucleus; cytoplasm
Molecular function (GO): calcium-dependent protein serine/threonine phosphatase regulator activity; nucleic acid binding
Source: RefSeq, a predicted model, not a curated record
CGGAGCGAGGCGGGGCCGCACGGGCACGGCGGGGGCGCGCGCAGAGCUGGCGGCUCCGCUUGGGCCGGACGCAUCUCGCGCCCCCGGCGUAGGCGGCCGCAGGAGCGGGCGUCGAGGGCGUGGCUGCAAGGGUGCGGGUUGGUGCGGCUCUGAAGCCCGGCAGCAGCCCAGCCCGACGCCUCUCCCCGGGUCCCGCUGCUCCUCGCGGCGCUGCCCGGCUUGCCGCGGAGCCCCGUCGGGCCGCUCCGGCCUCUCCCCGGCCAGCCUUCCUGCAGCCGCCUAGCGCGCAGUAGAUGCCUGGUAGACAAAACCUGAGGAAGGGAAAAAGAGCCGCCUGUCGGGAGCCAUGCUGAGGGACACGGUGAAAUCCUGGAAUGACAGCCAGUCAGAUCUCUGCAGCAGUGAUCAAGAAGAGGAAGAAGAGAUGAUCUUUGGCGAGAACGAAGAUGACUUAGAAGAGAUGAUGGAUUUAAGUGAUUUGCCUACCUCACUUUUCGCUUGCAGUGUCCAUGAAGCAGUGUUUGAAGUGCAGGAGCAAAAGGAGAGAUUUGAAGCACUUUUCGCCAUCUAUGAUGACCAUGUCACAUUUCAGUUGUUUAAAAGCUUUAGAAGAGUCAGAAUAAACUUCAGCAAACCAGAAGCAGCAGCACGAGCACGGAUAGAACUCCACGAGACAGACUUCAAUGGGAAGAAGCUGAAGCUGUAUUUUGCACAGGUUCAGACUUCUGGUGAAGCACAGGACAAGUCCUACUUACUGCCACCCCAGCCGGCCAAACAGUUCCUCAUCUCCCCACCAGCCUCUCCACCAGUAGGCUGGAAGCAGGGCGAAGAUGCCACACCAGUUAUCAAUUAUGAUUUGCUCUGUGCUGUUUCCAAACUGGGGCCAGGAGAGAAAUACGAACUCCACGCAGGAACCGAGUCAACGCCCAGUGUGGUGGUUCACGUCUGUGAAAGUGAAACUGAGGAGGAAGAGGAAACCAAAGCCCCCAAACAGAAAAUCACCCAGACCAGGCGCCCGGAAGCUCCCAGCACAGCAGCGACGGAGCCCCCACCCCAGCCCUUCGAUUGCACCCUCUGAGGCCUCGGAGUGGGGGAGGCAGUUGCCUUCCUGGGCUUCAGUACCGGGGAUCCCACCCUCUGCUGAUGUCAACAUUGCUGCUAAUGUGUGGGUGCAGUGAGCAGGGAACGAAGCGCUCCCACUCUUGGGUGCCUGGUCAGAGGGUGGCCGCUGAUUGUACUUACAAUGGCAGCUGAUACUCGCAACAGCACUUUAAAGGAUCAGCCCCAGCACGUGGCAAAUCUUGACCAUUUCUAAACAAUAGCAGUUACUCCCCGGCCGUGCUCAUUCCUCUGAUCCUGUAUAGCAUGGAGUAGACCAAAACUGGAGUGAUCGUCAUUGAGUGCAGUACCAUUUUUAUGGAUUAAACAACAACAACAAAAAAGUAGUCUUAGAAUUUUAAUAAUCUAGUGUGGGUAUUUUUGUACUGGUGUGAUAGCUUCUCACUAAUCUAUGGAUCAGAAAUGAAUUGUUUUAUUCAGCAGACAUGAAAAAAAUUUUUUUUGCACAAGAGGAAGCCUGAAACAGGACAGUUCAUAGAAAAUCACUGUUCCUAAGUAUUCUCUAGUUUGGGGGAUAAAGUGCCAAAUGCACUUUGGAUACCAAAAUCACAGGCACCGAGCUUUGUGUUCUUCUGUGUUAGCUCUGCUUGGAACGGGGAGGACGGUGAUCCUCAGGCUGUUUCCUCCACUCCGUCCCUCCAGAGAAAAUACUGCUCCUUGCGAAGCAGACAGUCUCAUCAGUAAGCUUGACUCAUUUUGACCUCCGGUGGCUGCUGCCACAUGCCCUCUGUGACCAUGUUCUAGUCUGUAGUGCACCAAAUUGUCUCCAGUGCCUGCUGAGUUUGCCUGUCAAGCACUUCCUGUGUGUGAGUCUCAAGCUUGACAGUAGGAAAGAACAUGAUGAGGUUUUGGAGAUGACCCGCUUUUUAAGUUGUGCCCUUCAACAUGUUCUUGCUAGCUUUGAAGGAGAAGCUGCGGCCCUCCUAUUUCUGUGUUCAAGGCGGCAGUAGAGGUUAUUUUGUUAGCCAGGACUUCCUUUUUGGUGAAAUGUUUGACCCCAGCACACGGUUGCCAUUUUCCCCUAACAGAAUUGUUUGCUUGUAUUUCAGAAGCUUACAUUUGAACCUCCUGAACUAGAAGCUAGCAGCUCUUUAACUCUUUGUCAUAACUCUUUGUUGUCUGUUCAGACCUUGAAGUCCCCACCCAGGAAAGUUCAUAAUUCAGAAGGCUUCGCUUUUGGUCUGAGGCUCCACCAGUUCAGCUCACUGUGCUGAUUUUCUUUCUAAAGCAAAUGGAGGGCCUGCCUGCGAGGCCUACUGGGGAAGCACGUAGGAGUGUAGACGAAUGAACCAAGGUGGCUGCCCCUGUUAAAAUGUAAACUGUGACCCACACUGUCUGCAUAUUUUUGGUGACAUUACUGUAAAUAAGAUGUGCUUCUUAUGACGGAGUCUCUGCGCUCUGGCCCAGUGGCUGAGAGACAGUUGCUGUGUGCAUGAGUUCGAGCACAUACACAUUUUUCAGUUUGUGUCUGUUCAUCCCAGUGAAGCCUCCGUGUCACUCCAGAUGAAAUGUGUGAUUCCAUAAGCAAUGAAUUCAUUUCAGGCCAUUAGCACUUUGAUAGCCACUUCAUAAAUUGAUGCUAUAAUUCUAAAUUAAGCAUUUUGCCAGUUUUUACACUUACCUGGUUGCAGAGUAGACCCAGUAAGUUGGUAAGUGCAUGUAUUUUCAACAGUUGGGAAUAGUUUUAUUUACGUAUAUAUCCACUGUUACUUUCUAAGUGACCUAAGUCCAUAAUAUUUUAUUGUUUGAUUUCUACCUUUCAAGUAAAGGUACUCUGUUCUUGACUAUAAAACUUCAUUUAAUGUCAAACAAUACAAAGUAUCCCAAUUUUUAUUUUUCUCUGGUCCAUUUUUUAAAGAAUCACCUGUAUCACAUGUCGUCCCAUUGCUCAUCGAUUUGCUCAAGCGGCGCCAGUAAUGUCUCCAUUAAAGAAUAGUGAAUACAUUGAAGGAAAAUAAAUAAUAUAUUAAUAAACA